AUGAGCCACAACUUCUUAGUGCUGAAAGAGAUUGUGGACCAGAUGAGCUCCCGCGAUCGGCUUUCAUCCGAGCCCGCCGAGUCCCUUGCAAAAAUGUGUGUUGGCUGGUACCAGAAGCAUAAGAACCACUACCAGAGCAAUGCAAACCAUGAUGCUGUGGUUUGGGCUUUCAAGGAUGCCUGGAUCCUGCACAAGAUGUUUACACUGCUCCGUACCAAAGUCAUGCGGCCAGAAAAACCUCGAGACGACAAGGUGAAGCAGCUGUUUGAAGUGCUCCAUGAAGUGAAGAAGAGACAGAAGGCAGCAGCCCUCGAGCAAGGGGCUCCUCUGGCAGAGGAUGAGUACCAGGAUGUGGACGACGGCGCCGAUGCUGAUGGGCCUGUGGCUCUUGAUGAGGGUCAUGGGGCUGAGGCUCUUGAUGAGGGUCCUGGGGCUGAGGCUCUUGAUGAGGGUCCUGGGGCUGAGGCUCUUGGUGAGGAUCCCGAUGGGGCUGAGGCUCUUGGUGAGGGUCCCGAUGGGGCUGAGGUGGUUGAUCGGGCAAGCUUGACAAGGGAUCAGAAGAUUGCUUUGGAUAGCGCGAAGGCAGGCUACCGCUUGGCCCAUACAAUCACUGAGACUUGGACGGAGGAGCACAUGCCCGACAGUCCACCUGAGGAUCCUGAUCCUUUAGCUUCGCUUGGCUUGCAAACUCAGAAAACCUUUCUGGAUGCUGAUGGCGAUGAUGUAGAUGAAGCUGUCUGCACAAUUGAAUCAAGCCCUGAAGUUGAAGUUUCAUCAUCCUCAUCGGCUGUGCCCUCUGUGAUCACCCGCUUUGGCUCCCACAUGCCGAAGAACCCCGACCAGGAGGAUACCUAUGUGCCAGAGAACAGCCCCGAUCUCAAGCAGGCAAUGGUGGCAACCGAGGGGGAUGUGCCACAGAACAGCCCGGACCUGAAGCAGGCAAUGAUGGCAACCCAGGGGGAUGUGCCAGAGAACAGCCCUGACCUGAAGCAGCAGGCAAUGGUGGCAACCGAGGGGGAUGUGGGUGAGAACAGCCAUCACCUGAAGCAGGCAAUGGUGGCAACCGAAGUGGAUGUGCUAGAGAACAGCUCGGCUAUGGGGAAAGCUGCACCUGGCAUGGAUGAUGCAGUGUCACCUUUGCAGGCCCCUGCAACGAAAGAUGAUCAGAUGCGAUUGAUUCUUGAAGCCCGCAAAAACAAGAAAGCAAAGGCCGCCAACAAGGCCAUUGCAGCUGAUGGCAAGCAGAAGCCUCCAAAAUCCAAGGAUCCAGAGGAAGCCAAGCCAGCUAAGCAAGGAGCCAAGUCCAAGAAAGCAAAGGAAGCAGCUGCCCACGAUGAGGAACCCAAGCCCAAGCGCAAGCGAGAACCCAAGUCCAAGGAAGCAUCCGCAGGUGAUCCGAAGCCGAAGGCCAAGCCAGGACCUAAGGCUAGCACUGACAAUGAGGAACCCAAGCCCAAGCGAGGAACCAAGUCCAAGGAAGCAAAGGAAGCAGCUGCCAACGAUCAGGAACCCAAGCCCAAGCGCAAGCGAGAACCCAUGUCCAAGGAAGCAGCUACCGACGAUGAUCAGGAACCCAAGCCAAAAGCUAAGGCUAAGGCCAAGGGUGGAGCCAUGAAGAAGCCAGCUGCUUUGAGGCCAGCAGUGCCAGAAAACGAUGCACCGGUGCAGGCACCCAAGGGUCAGGAGCAAGAGGAGCUGCCCCACACGUUUGCAAGACGAGCGAUGCCCACCGGUGCCCACGGCAUUAACAAGUUUCGGCGCAUUGUGGGGUCGUUCAAGGAGCUUGUGCUGCCAAAGCUGAAGAGUGGCCAGAGGUGUUCGGCCGAGGUGUUUGCCUCUCUGCGGGGCAAGCGGAAAGCUGCAAAGAUCCUGGCCUUCGCCUGCUUGCUCCUCCUCUGGAACCAGGAAGUGGAUCUGCGCACGGAGGUGUUCUCCUAUGGCUUUGUGGAGAGCUUUGCUGGCAAUGCCGAGGCCACCAAGCAGGGCCUUUCUGACAGCCACGCUGCGUGGGGACAGACGUGGAUAUCUACAUUGGCUGGGAGUGCAUUGUAG
This is a messenger RNA of Symbiodinium necroappetens, 2052 nucleotides long. Lineage: Eukaryota; Dinophyceae; Suessiales; Symbiodiniaceae. The record is from the annotation of a GenBank genome assembly.